AUGGAGCCGAGAGUGAUGGAUGAUGACCUGCUCAAGCUGGCCGUGGCAGAGCAGGGCCCCCGCGAGGAGGCUGGGCAGCUGGCCAAGCAGGAGGGCAUCCUCUUCAAGGAUGUCCUGUCCCUGCAGCUGGACUUCCAGAACAUCCUCCGGAUAGACAACCUCUGGCAGUUUGAGAACUUGAGGAAGCUGCAGCUGGACAAUAACAUCAUUGAGAGGAUUGAGGGCUUGGAGAACCUCACACAUCUGGUCUGGUUGGAUCUGUCCUUCAACAACAUCGAGACCAUCGAGGGGCUGGACACACUUGUGAACCUGGAGGACCUGAGCUUGUUCAACAACCGCAUCUCCAAGAUCAACUCCCUGGAUGCGCUGGCCAAGCUUCAGGUGCUGUCCCUGGGCAACAACCAGAUCUUCAACAUGAUGAAUGUCAUCUACCUGCGGCGGUUCAAGGACCUGCGGACGCUCAGCCUCUCUGGGAACCCCAUCUCUGAGGCGGAGGAUUACAAGAUGUUCGUCUGUGCCUACCUUCCUGACCUCGUGUACCUGGACUUCCGGCGUAUUGACGACCUCACAAGAGAGCUGGCGGAGGUCAAGCACCAGUACACCAUUGAUGAGCUGAAGCACCGUGAGGACCUGACACAGGCCCAGCGGGAGGAGGCGCAGGCCCGGAGGGAGGAGCUGGAGGAGCACAAGGCUGCAUUCAUCGAGCACCUGGACGGCUCCUUCCUGUUUGACAGCAUGUAUGCUGAGGACGUGGAGGGUAACAAGCUGUCCUACUUGCCCGGCGUCGGCGAGCUCCUUGAGGCCUACAAGGACAAAUUUGUCAUCAUCUGCCUGAACAUUUUUGAGUAUGGCCUGAAACAGCAGGAGAAGCGGAAAAUGGAGAUUGACACAUUCAAUGAGUGCAUCCAAGAGGCUAUCCAGGAGAACCAGGAGCAGGGCAAGCGGAAGAUUGCCGAGUUUGAGGAGAAGCACCUGCUGAACUUGAGUGCUAUUCGAGAUGAGCCUGAGAUGCCUGUCAUUGAGAUGAAGAUAGUGGAGUGCGGCGAGGACAUCACCCAGCUAUUCAACACGCUCAUGACCCUGGAGAUGCAGCUGGUGGAGCAGCUGGAGGAAACGAUAAACAUUUUUGAAAGGAACAUCAUCGACUUGGUGGGACUCUUUAUCGAAAACGUCCAAAGCCUCAUGGCUCAGUGCCGGGACCUGGAGAGCCACCACCACGAGAAGCUCCUGGAGAUAUCCAUCAACACCCUCGAGAAGAUCGUCAAGGGCGAGCUUGAUGAAGACCUGCCUGACGAUGUCCGUGCACUUUUUGUCGACAAAGACACAAUUGUCAACGCUGUCGGGGCAUCACAUGACAUCCAUCUCCUGAAGAUUGACAACCGGGAGGAUGAGCUGAUCACAAGAGUCAACUCCUGGUGCACGCACUUGGUGGACAAGAUUCACACAGAUGAAAUUAUGAGGAACCGCAAGCGCGUGAAGGAGAUCAAUCAGUACAUUGACCACAUGCAGAAUGAGCUGGACAACCUGGAGUUUGGUGAUAUUCUCGAUUAGGCAUGUUAGCCCUCAGACCCC
This is a messenger RNA of Trichechus manatus latirostris (Florida manatee), 1572 nucleotides long. RefSeq names its product dynein regulatory complex subunit 3 (gene DRC3). The transcript has 12 exons. Gene Ontology annotation, cellular component: cilium. Lineage: Eukaryota; Metazoa; Chordata; Mammalia; Sirenia; Trichechidae. The record is from RefSeq and is a predicted model, not a curated record. Bases 1 to 1551 code for a protein of 516 amino acids. Gene Ontology annotation, molecular function: protein binding.